GUUCACCGGAGGAGAAAGGCAUUGAUCUAAGUGCAGAUCGCAGGAGCAAGCAUUGCCAUUUGCUGGCAAACAGCAGAAGGCGAGGUUCAUCUUCUCGAUAUAUUUCGGACCCAACAAUGUCUUUAAAAUUUGUUACUCACAUCGAGGAAAGUCAUCUCUUCAUAUGGACCUUUGUGGUUGUACUCCUAUUCUUCUUCAUUUUUCUGAAACUGUCGCAAUGUGAUCAAAGAAAGAAGAUUGGUAGGAAUUCGAUGAAAUUGCCACCAGGCGGACGAGGUUGGCCUUUGAUUGGUGAUAGCAUCAAGUGGUAUAAAGCUGUAGUAAGUUCUCAUCCUCCAAGAUAUGUGGAAGACCAGGUGAAGAGGUAUGGGAAAAUAUUCACAUGCAACCUCUUUGGUAGACAAGCUGUUGUCUCAGCUGAUCCGCACUUCAACCGAUUUGUUAUGCAAAAUGAAGGGAAAUUAUUCAAGUCAUGCUAUCCAAAAUCAUUCUGUGAUUUGGUUGGGAAGAAUGGAGUGAUUGUGGUGCAGGGAGAACAGCAGAGGAAGUUUCAUGGGAUUGCAGUGAACAUGAUGAAGUUGGAAAAACCUUAAUCAAAUCCCCAAUUCUUAGGAGAUGUCCAGAUGGUCAUGCUUCAGACAUUAAGCAGUCUACAAGAAAACCAAGUUGUAAUGCUUCAAGAUAUCUGCAGGAAGGUGGCCAUAAAUCUGAUGGUUAAUCAGCUAUUGGGAGUUUCAAGUGAGUCUGAGAUCGACGAGAUGGCCUGCUUGUUCUCUGAUUUUGUUGAUGGGUGCCUUUCUGUUCCAAUCAACUUGCCUGGAUUUGCUUAUUACACUGCAAUGAAGGCAAGAGAUACCAUCAUUAAAAAGAUCAAGAAGAUGAUACAGAUCACGAGGCGGAAUCCCAGGUCAGCAGCAGGCAAUGGGGUCCUUGGUAGACUAGUUGAGGAUGAAAACUUGCCUGAUGAUGUUGUUGCAGACUUCAUUAUAAAUCUCCUAUUUGCUGGAAAUGAGACAACAGCUAAAACAAUGCUCUUUGCUAUUUAUUUCCUCACUCACUGCCCCAAGGCAUUAGAGCAACUACUGCAGAAUAUUGGAAGGAUGGCUCACAAAGACAUGCUUGUAUGGGAGGAUUAUGAAGCGAUGCCAUUUACUCGAUGUGUUGUUUAUGAAACGCUUAGACUUGGAGGAAUAGCAAUAUGGUUAAUGAGGGAGGCAAAAGUGGAUGCUGAAUAUCAAGAUUUUGUCAUCCCAAAAGGGUCCUUUGUAGUUCCCUUUCUCUCAGCGGUACAUUUGGAUGAGAAUAUAUACCCUGGGGCUUUAAAUUUCCACCCAUGGAGGUGGAUGGAGCAAGAAAAUAAGGAGAAGAGAAAUUGGAGAACUAGUCCUUUCUACACGCCUUUUGGAGGAGGUGCUCGAUAUUGUCCUGGGGCUGAAUUAGCUCAUCUUCAAAUUGCUCUCUUUUUGCAUCACUUUGCCACUAAAUACAGGUGGGUCCAACUCAAGGAUGAUCAAAUGUCAUUCUUCCCUUCAGCUCGCUUGGUUAAUGGGUUUCAAAUUUGUAUCACCAAGAAUACGGAUGCAGUUCUAGUUCAAUGAAAUCUUGUCUAUAUUUGCUUGGAGGUUUUGCCUAAGUUGCAUU
This is a messenger RNA of Elaeis guineensis (African oil palm), 1641 nucleotides long. The record is from RefSeq and is a predicted model, not a curated record. Lineage: Eukaryota; Viridiplantae; Streptophyta; Magnoliopsida; Arecales; Arecaceae.